AUGAAACACAUUAUAUUUCUUUCAAUCGUGUUAUGUUUUUGUGAUAAUGUAAUGUAUAAUAAUUAUGUAGAGCGAAUGUUAUUUGAAUUGCCAAAUAAUAUCACGGAUGAUUUAAAUUCUGACCCUAUAGUUGAAUACAAAAUUAAAGAAAAAAAAAAUGAUAAUAUAGACAUAAAUAAAGAUGUAAGACAUUGGGAUAUUGAGAUAAAUGAGCACAAAGAUGAUCCAAAUAUCCAAAGAAAUAUCGAGUGGCAUGACAAUAAUGAUGGCAAUGGAAAUAAUAGUGGAAAUAAUAGUGGCAAUAAUAAUGGCAAUAAUAGUGGCAAUAAUAAUGACGAUAAUAAUGACAAUGACUAUGGAAAUGACAAAAACUGGGAAUAUAACUCCAAUUAUAAUGACGAAGAAUUUGAAAGACAAAAUGAAAAUGAAAGGGAUGAAUUUUCUCUAAAAAAUGAGGUGGAAAAAAAUUCAGAAGAAAGAAAGGAAAGAGCAUUUGAUGAAUCCAAUGAAUAUGCGGAUUUCGAAAAUAUGAACGAUCUCGAAAAUAUGAACAAUAUCGAAAAAGAAAAAAAAAAAUACUUUGAGGAUAUGCAGUCGAAAUACGUGGAGGAUAAUACAAGUGACGGCAAUAAAGAAUACAUGGGUGAAAUGAAAAAUCAGCAAAAUGAAUAUGAACAAAAUGAGCAUCAGAAAAAUGAAUAUGAACAAAAUGAGCAUCAACAAAAUGAAUAUGAACAAAAUGAGCAUCAACAAAAUGAAUAUGAACAAAAUGAGCAUCAACAAAAUGAAUAUGAACAAAAUGAGCAUCAACAAAAUGAAUAUGAACAAAACGAACAUCAGCAAUAUGAACAAAAUGAACAAAACGAAGAAGGUAAUAUAAAAAAUGGCAUGAUUCAAAAUAAUGAGAAUUUAUCAUUUAAUUAUGCUAAGCAUGGAAUGGAUUGGAAUGUAGGAAUAUGCAAAAAUGGAAAAUACCAAUCUCCUGUAGAUUUACAUAUGCAUACAUUAAAAGAAAGAGAAUUAAAAAACUUAUCCGAUUUUUAUUUAAAUGCAUUUUAUGAUAAUGAUGAAUAUUCAUGGAAUAAUUUUAAUAGACCAUGGUUUAAAGGUGAUAUAUUUUAUUAUUAUGAAAAUUUAAUAAAUAAAAUUAUUAUAAAUAGACAAAAUAAUAUGUUUAAAAUAAAAGCAUCUAAUAAUGAAAUAAUUCCUUUUGGUGUUUUAUUUACAACUGAUGAACCAACAAUAUUUUAUUCACAUCAUAUUAAUUUUCAUUCCCCUAGUGAACAUACAUUUGAAGGAUCUGGAAAUAGGAGACAUAUAGAAAUGCAAAUUUAUCACAGUACAAAUGAGAUUUAUGAUUAUGAUGAAAAUAAAUGGAAUGGAGUUUUUGAAAAAAAAAAUUAUAAAAAAAAAAAUAAUGAAACAAAUAUUCAACAUUCAUAUAUUUUAACAUUCUUAAUGAAUAGCUUAUCAAAUCCUCAUUUAGGUCAACAAUAUACAAAAAAUAAAAAAAGGAACAAACGAAGUAAAUCAUUAUAUAAUAGUAUUAGAUUGGAUGAAAAUGGUAAAAAUACAAAAAGAGAAAAUCAAUAUCAGGUUAUUUCCAUUACUUUUUCAAGUGCUGAAAUUGAUAAAUCUACAAUUAAUAAUUUUAAAAAACUUCCUUCGGAAAAAUUUUUAAAAACUAUUUUAGAGGCGUCUCAAAAUGUUCCUGUUGGUUCAGACCCCAAAUUAGUGAAUCUGAAGAAACCCCUAAAUUUAAAUUCAUUACUAAUGAUGUUAAAUAUGAAAAGUAUGGAAUUUUUUGCAUAUCAUGGGUCUUCAACCUCACCUGAUUGCAAUGAAAAUGUUCAUUGGAAAGUUGCCAAAAAAUCAUUACCCAUAUCAACAGAAACCAUGUUGAAAUUUUACAAUAUGUUAAAAAAAACAACACCAGAUUAUAAUGCUAGUGAUAAUGAUAAUUUUAGAGCUUUACAAAAUGUUCAAGGCAAUAUACAUAAUUAUGGUAGAGUAUAUUUAAUACAAGGUUUUCCAGUUCAACUGUUAAUUUCAUCUGCCUUAACUACCAGUGAAGAUAAAAAUGUGAUUGAAAAUAUAAAACUGGCUUAUUCUAAAUCAAGUGGAAAUUAUAUUUAUUUCAAUUUGAUUUUCUUACUAUUAAUUUUUAUGUUUUUACAAAAUUAUUAA
This is a messenger RNA of Plasmodium yoelii, 2187 nucleotides long. Its product is annotated as carbonic anhydrase, putative. The record is from RefSeq and is a predicted model, not a curated record. NCBI's taxonomy places the organism in Eukaryota, Apicomplexa, Aconoidasida, Haemosporida, Plasmodiidae. Gene Ontology annotation, molecular function: carbonate dehydratase activity; zinc ion binding. The coding region runs from base 1 to 2187 and encodes 728 amino acids. The transcript is spliced from 2 exons.